AGUACUGCCAUUUUUUGCUAAUUUUUCAACUCGUAACAUGCUUUUGUUGCUUCAAAACAAGCUAAAACAGUGAAAAAAUGUCGAGUUUCACCAAACUCUGUCGAUUAUGCUUGAAAAAAUGUCGCGCAGACGACAACUACGAAGACUUGGGACACGAUUACAGUAUCAGAUGUCGGAUUGCCAUCAAAGAAAUUUUCAACAUUAUUCACGGAAACAACGCCACAUUUCCGACUAAAGUGUGCAUCGAAUGCAGCCACAAAGUCCUUUUGUUCUACGAUUAUUUCGUGGUUGUGCAGAAAAACCAAGAAAUCCUCGUAAAUGGGAUAAAUGCGGCAUCCUCACAUGCUUCGAGACCCCGAGAAACGCUCAUAAAUCCACUUUCGAUGCGUCAUUACACCGCAAUCCCGUCGACGAAUGUCAUGAACAUCAGCUCGGAAGACUUUGGAGGCGGCGACAUGGAACUGGACAACAGUAUGGAUGCAUUUCGCUCCGAUUCGAAUAUUGUCGAAGCAAAACCCGAGAUUUUUAGCACGCCAAAGCCGUUUUUGACGUUCGAGGAGCGAAAAGCCAUCGAAGAGAAGAUAAAAAUGAUCAAAGAAACCAUGACGGAUGAUGAAAAAAUUAAAAUUUUCUAUGGCUUGCAGUGUACGACGUGUAACACGAGUGUCGAAUUCAACAAAUUGACGGAAUAUGAGGAGCAUUGUUUGAAGGAGCACGAUAUCGAGGUGACGUCCUUCAUGUGUUGCAAAACGAAAAUUCGUCGGGAAUUUUUAAUCGAUCAUAUUGAGUAUCAUUUGGGCACGCCAGCAGUUCGGAUGUUACGUCCUCGAGGGCAAAACGCGAAAAAUCAAGAAAAUAAUUCUUUAAACGGGAAUGUGACGCCUGCCGAGCAAGAUGAGACCAAUGACAGUAUUUAUAAAUUUCCGUGCAACAAAUGUGAGCGAAGUUACAUGGUAAAGUCGUCGCUAAAACGUCAUCAGACCCUCGCGCAUGGCUUUAUAUGCGAUGUUUGUGACAAAGUCUUCGAUAACGACCACAAAUUGAAGAAACAUCAAUUUAUUUUUCACAGCACGGAUGGUCCCUUCAAAUGUACAAUUUGCCCCUCGGAGCAUAAUACGCGCCAAGAGUUGUAUAAUCACAAACGUUGGCACACCCGACAAUCCACGACGCCCAAUGCGAUGUCGAUUUCCCUCCCUGCCGAUGGCGAAAACGACGAAAAUGACGACGACGAAGCAACUUCCACGGAAAACCAAUCAAACCUCGAUGAUCGGCGUCGCUUCAAAUGCUCUCUCUGCUCAAGCGCGUUCCAUUCAACCCGCAACCUCAAGAUUCACAUGUCGCUGAAACACAAAAAGACCAUUUUAGCGAAAGUUUUGAAGAAUCGUUAUGCUGCCUCGCCAUUCAAACCCGCCGCGGGCGUUACCAAGCUGCGUUGCAAGUCGUGCGGCUUCCUCUCAAUGUACCGGCAAAACAUGAAGCGUCACAUUCGGCUUCGGCAUGCCGACGAAGCGUCAAAUGAGGACGAAGUUGUGGCGUUAUUUGAAGAUAUGAACGCCAAAGAUGCCAAUCAGGAGAACAAUGCGGCAAAUAAUCAGGGAGAAAAUGAACAAAAUAAUGCCGAAAAGGAAAUGCAAGUCACGCAGAUCAAGGAAGAGCAAGAUGAUUCCAUUAACAUGUUUCAGUGUCUAAGCAAUUCGUUGCUUUCUUAACUCGUUGUGCAUUUGUGAAAACGGGAUCUUAGAUCUGAAGUAAUUUUUAAACUCGUAAUUUCCAUGUGUGUCACAAAAAUUAUUAUUAUUAUUAAAGUAUUAAUUGGAAAAAUUAAGUGAAAUAUAUAAAAUAUGUGAAGUA
Molecule: messenger RNA, 1851 nt
Organism: Culicoides brevitarsis
Lineage: Eukaryota; Metazoa; Arthropoda; Insecta; Diptera; Ceratopogonidae
Product: zinc finger protein 808-like
Exons: 2
Coding region: 78-1709 (543 amino acids)
Biological process (GO): regulation of transcription by RNA polymerase II
Cellular component (GO): nucleus; chromosome
Molecular function (GO): chromatin insulator sequence binding; zinc ion binding
Source: RefSeq, a predicted model, not a curated record